Talaromyces proteolyticus is the source of this 1140-nucleotide messenger RNA. RefSeq names its product nucleoside-diphosphate-sugar epimerase GsfE. The record is from RefSeq and is a predicted model, not a curated record. Lineage: Eukaryota; Fungi; Ascomycota; Eurotiomycetes; Eurotiales; Trichocomaceae. The transcript has 5 exons. The coding region runs from base 1 to 1140 and encodes 379 amino acids.
AUGGCUGCAAUCUCUUCUGUAGAAAAAUACAAACAGCCCAAAGUGGCCUUUGUGAGUGGUGCCAACGGCAUCAGUGGAUCUGCUAUCGUGGAACACUUGAUUCGGCAGCCAGCAUCAGAAUGGUCAAAGAUCAUAGUCACCUCUCGUCGUCCAUUACCCAAUUACUGGGCUGACGCGCGGAUCGAAUUCGUGGCGGUUGAUUUCCUGGAACCGAUCAUGGACAACAUCCAAAAGCUCACGCCAGUCUGCGCAGAUGUGACACAUACAUUUUACACAUCAUAUGUUCACUCUAAUGACCUCAAGAGCUUGCCAGCCAAGAAUGUUCCAUUGUUCCAAAACUUUCUGGAUGUUAUCGAUACUGUAGCUCCUAGAUUACAACGUUACUAUGGUCCCCAUCUCGGAUUCUUGAAAGCACCCGCUGAAGAAAGCCAUCUUCGCUAUGAGGAUAACGGUGACAAUUUCUAUUAUAACCAAGAGGACUAUUUACGGGACGUUCAGGCCAAGCGAAAUACCUGGACAUGGAAUGUAAUCCGUCCCACAGGCAUCAUUGGAUUCACUCCUCUCCCAAAUGGGAUGUCCGAAGCUUUCAACCUUGCGGUCUACUUUUUACUCUGUCGAGAAUUGGACCAGCCACCUUUCUUUCCUGGAAACCCUUUUAUGUGGAGCGGAGUGAGCCAAAAGUCAUACUCCCCUAGUAUUGCUGAUCUUGCAGUUUAUGUUUCCACCAACGAUCACUGCGCCAAUGAGGCUUUCAACCAUGCUAAUGGAGAAGUCAUAGUUUGGAAGACUUUUUGGCCUAAGUUAGCGGGAUACUGGGGAAUGGAGUGCCCGGAACCGAAGUUUGAAAAUGUCAAACGAGAUCCGCAUGGUCUUCUCCUAGAAUUUGAUCUGGUAGAGUGGGCAAAGGAUAAAAAGGAAGUAUGGGAUAGGGUGGUCGACAAAUACGGCGGCAAGAAAGAGGCUUUCGAAUGGACGGAUUGGCGUUAUUUGAAUUGGACGGUGGGACGGGAGUGGACAACGCAUGUUUCUUUGGAGAAGGCUCGGGAGUUUGGUUGGACCCGAUUUGAUGGGAAUUAUGCCUCGUUUGUGGCAACUUUUACCGUGUUGGAGCAAACCGGAGUCCUGCCCAAGCACGCCUGA